Monosiga brevicollis MX1 is the source of this 1002-nucleotide messenger RNA. RefSeq lists its product as uncharacterized. Lineage: Eukaryota; Choanoflagellata; Craspedida; Salpingoecidae. Gene Ontology annotation, biological process: intracellular signal transduction. The transcript is spliced from 3 exons. Bases 1 to 1002 code for a protein of 333 amino acids. The record is from RefSeq and is a predicted model, not a curated record.
AUGCGACAUGGAGUGGCUUCAAGACAAGAAGCACACCUUGGCAAGAAGGAAGUGAACGACUUUGAGUUGGCCAAAGUCGCUAGCCUUCAUCAAGGCCGUGCGGCCGUAUUCAUCAGUAUCAUUGACAUUGGCGGGUGUGACGAGCUCUUCGAGAAUAAUCAUAAUGCCUUGCUGGGCCGCACCGUGCACAAUGGUACAGGCCUCGCGCUCCUGCGAUUCGGUACGAUGGGCAGCCAGCGCAUGUGCCAGCCCGACUCAGCCUCCACCAUCAUCACCAUGAAGGAGAAUCUGGAAGUUGAUCCCGAACCUGUCCUGGUGGGCACGCUUCUCAAGCGCGCACAGGGGAAGAGCACCUUUGGACGGAUGAACUGGAAACAGCGGUGGUUUGUCCUGUACGAGAAUGAGUUGCAGUGGUGGUCGGCAGAGGGUGGACGCUACAAUACACAAGCCGAGCUCAAAGGCGCCAUUGACUUGGCCUCCAUUCACGCGGUUGAGCACGUUAGCUACGAUGCCUUUACCAAGGCGCACAUGUUUCAGUUGGUUCACACCUCGCUCCUUUACAUUCAGUGCAACACAAAACGCGAGUGCGACAAGUGGGUCUCGACCUUGCGCAAGUUGGUAGCCCACAACACAUUUUUGCAUCCCAAGUUCCACCCCGGCUUUUUCGAUGAGCGCGACAAGGUCUGGUCGUGCUGCGGCAUCCCCAGCCGAGACUUCAAAGGCUGCUUGACCGCCCAUGACUAUUCCCCGAUCCGGAAGGAACUCGAUGCCGACGAGACACGGCCCCAAGCCAAGCGCGGUAUCAGCUCGAGUGCGGCUGUUGAGGAAGCCCACGCUGCCGAUGCACGUGCUCGAGAAGAGGAGCGCAAGCAUCAGCAACGGCACGCCGUCAAUCAUCAGGAGCAUCGCCUCAAAUCGGUCGACUCGUGUGGUGCCACCAACGUUGAACAAGUUGACCCCCGCCCGCCCCACAAGCGCAGCUCUCAAGACGCUCUCCGGUAA